CAUCACUGUGCCGAGAACGCUAAAGACAAGAUUUCGCAGUCGGAGCGAAGCACCGUGCUGGACAAGUGCAGCGAAGCGAUCAAGUGGCUCGAUGCUAAUACCGAGAAGGAGGAGUACGAAUACAAACUGCAGGAACUCACAAAAGUCUGCAGUCCUGUGAUGACGAAGAUGCAUCAGUCAGCUGGAGGCGGCGAUGGUCCGCAAGCGUCCCACUGUGGUCAACAAGCUAGAGGCUGCAAUGGUAGCGGUGGCCCCACCAUUGAGGAGGUUGAUUAAAAGUACAAUGUUCCUUUAUUAGUAUUAUUAGUUCUAAGUAAAAUUAGAUCUCAGUCAAUUUAUUUAUUUGUAAGUUUAUAAAAUUUUAUUUAAAUUGAAUAUAAUUCAAUAAAAGCAAUGUUAUCUAA
This is a messenger RNA of Drosophila mojavensis, 404 nucleotides long. Its product is annotated as heat shock protein 68. The transcript has a single exon. The record is from RefSeq and is a predicted model, not a curated record. Lineage: Eukaryota; Metazoa; Arthropoda; Insecta; Diptera; Drosophilidae. The annotation marks the transcript as partial.